AAAGAAAAAAAAGAAGAAAGUCCAUCCUUACAUAGAUCGGACACCGCCAAGAUCGGGUCGAUUCGUUCUUGCAGCCCGUUAUCUUCGUUUGGUUUUCUGUCUUUUUUGUCAUGCUGUUCAGAUCGUUAGGGAUUUGAGAUCUUUUCGAGCUUGAAUCUGUGGGGGAAUUCGAAUCCUGAUCCUCCGGUAUGGCUAGGGUUUAUGAUAAUUGGGACAGGCUCGUUCGAGCCACUUUGAAGAGAGAGCAGCUGAGACAUGCUGGACACGAGCGUAAGCCUAGCGGACUCGCCGGAGCUGUCCCGCCGUCGCUCGGACGCGCCACCAACAUCGACGCCAUCUUACAAGCUGCCGAUGAGAUUCAGUCGGAGGAUCCAAAUGUCGCCAGAAUUCUAUGUGAACAGGCAUACUCUAUGGCACAGAACCUCGACCCUAACAGUGAUGGUAGAGGUGUCCUUCAGUUCAAAACUGGUUUGAUGUCUGUGAUUAAGCAAAAACUUGCUAAAAGAGAUGGAGCUCCAAUAGAUCGCAAUCGUGAUAUUGAACGGCUUUGGGAAUUUUACCAACUUUAUAAAAGGCGACAUCGAGUUGACGAUAUCCAACGAGAAGAGCAGAAGUGGAGGGAAUCUGGAACUUUUUCUUCGAAUGUGGGGGAGAUCUUGAAGAUGAGGAAGGUCUUCGCUACUUUGAGAGCCUUAAUUGAGGUCUUGGAAGCUCUUAGCAAAGAUGCAGAUCCAGAAGGCGUUGGAAGGUCUAUUAGGGAGGAGCUACGGCGAAUUAAAAAGGCUGAUGCAACCUUGUCUGCGGAACUAACUCCUUACAACAUUGUUCCGCUAGAAGCGCCGUCAAUGACCAAUGCAAUAGGUGUUUUCCCUGAGGUGCGUGGUGCAAUACACGCAAUCAGAUAUACUGAAAACUUCCCUAGACUUCCUGAUGAUUUUGAGAUUUCUGGACAAAGGGAUGCCGAUAUGUUUGAUCUGUUGGAGUACGUCUUUGGGUUUCAGAAAGACAACGUAAGAAACCAACGGGAGCAUUUGGUUCUCACACUUGCAAAUGCACAAUCUCGGCUUAACAUACCUGGACAGAAUGAUCCAAAAGUCGAUGAGAAAGCGAUCAAUGAGGUUUUCUUGAAGGUUUUGGAAAAUUAUAUCAAGUGGUGCAAGUACUUGGGGACGCGCCUGGUGUAUAAUAAGUUAGAAGCGAUCAACAGGGACAGGAAACUGUUUCUUGUUUCCUUGUACUUUCUCAUUUGGGGUGAAGCUGCUAAUGUCCGGUUUCUUCCAGAGUGUAUCUGCUAUAUUUUUCACAAUAUGGCGAAGGAGUUGGAUGCAAAAUUGGACCAUCCAGAAGCUAUCCAUGCUGACAGUUACUUAACCGAGGGCGGUUCGGUAUCAUUUCUCGAGCAAGUUAUCUGUCCUAUCUACAAAGCAAUAUCAGCGGAAGCUGAUCGAAACAAUAAUGGAAAAGCUGCACAUUCUGAAUGGCGGAAUUAUGACGAUUUCAAUGAAUACUUUUGGUCACCUGCUUGCUUUGAGUUAGGAUGGCCUAUGAAAAGCAGUUCACCUUUCCUAAUGAAGCCGAAAGGGCGAAAAAGGACGGGUAAAAGCAGUUUUGUCGAGCAUCGAACAUUCCUUCACUUAUACCGAAGUUUUCAUCGACUGUGGAUCUUCCUGGCGAUAAUGUUCCAGGUUUUGACCAUUAUAGCCUUCAGAAAGGAGCGUCUCAGUGUAGAUACUUUCAAGAUAUUACUCAGUGCUGGGCCCACAUAUGCUAUUAUGAACUUCAUUGAGUGUUUUCUUGAUGUCAUGCUUAUGUUUGGUGCCUACAGCAUGGCAAGAGGCAUGGCUAUAUCCAGGUUGAUUAUCAGGUUUUUCUGGUGGGCCUUGAGUUCAGUAUUUGUGGUGUAUGUUUAUGUGAAGGUUCUGCAAGAAAGAUAUAAUCGAAACUCAAAUGACCUAUACUUCCGUAUAUACGUUCUUGCACUGGGUUCCUAUGCUGCCGUUCGCCUCUUCUUUGGACUUUUAGUCAAAAUUCCAGCAUGCCAUACUUUGUCAGAAAUGUCGGAUCAAUCAUUUUUCCAGUUUUUUAAGUGGAUCUAUCAGGAAAGAUACUUUGUUGGACGCGGUCUCUUCGAGAAAAUAAGUGAUUAUUGCAGGUAUGUGAUGUUCUGGGUUGUUGUCCUGGCCUCCAAGUUUGCAUUUGCCUACUUUCUCCAGAUUAAACCUCUUGUUAAACCCACCAAUACUAUCAUCGAUCUCCGUCCCUUUCCAUAUUCAUGGCAUGAUUUGAUCUCAAAGAGCAACAAUCAUGCCUUGACCCUCGUUAGCUUGUGGGCUCCAGUUAUAGCGAUAUAUCUUAUGGACAUUCAUAUCUGGUACACGGUCUUGUCAGCAAUCAUUGGUGGCGUGAUGGGUGCAAAAGCUCGCCUAGGCGAGAUACGCUCCAUCGAGAUGGUCCAUAAACGUUUUGAGAGUUUCCCCGAAGCUUUUGCUAAGAACCUUGCCUCACCAGCAGUGAAAAGGGCGCCAUUCGACCGACAUGCCUCUCAGGAUUCUCAGGAUAUGAACAAGGCCUAUGCUGCAAUGUUUUCCCCAUUUUGGAAUGAGAUAAUUAAAAGCUUGAGAGAGGAAGAUUAUAUCAGUAACAGGGAGAUGGACUUGCUUUCAAUUCCCAGCAACACAGGGAGUCUAAGACUAGUACAGUGGCCCUUGUUUCUCCUGUGCAGUAAGAUCUUGGUGGCCAUUGAUUUAGCCAUGGAGUGUAAAGAAACACAGGAAGAUCUCUGGAGUCAGAUAUGUGAGGACGAAUACAUGGCAUAUGCCGUUCAGGAGUGCUAUUACAGUGUUGAAAAAAUUUUGAAUUCUGUGGUUGAUGGUGAAGGGAGACGUUGGGUUGAAAGGAUUUUUCGGGAGAUUAGCAACAGUAUACAAGAGGGUUCCCUUGUUAUAACCUUAAAUCUGAAGAAACUUCAGUUGGUGGUUUCUAGAUUUACAGCAUUGACUGGGCUUUUGAUACGAAAUGAAACUCCAGAUCUUGCAAAAGGAGCCGCAAAAGCUAUGUUUGAUUUCUAUGAGGUGGUCACACAUGACCUUCUUUCUCAUGAUUUAAGGGAGCAGUUUGACACAUGGGGCAUUCUGGCAAGGGCUCGAAAUGAAGGUCGUCUCUUCUCUAGGAUAGAGUGGCCCAGGGACCCAGAAAUUAAAGAGCAGGUCAAGAGGUUGCAUCUUCUUCUUUCGGUGAAAGAUGCUGCUGCCAACAUCCCAAAGAAUCUUGAAGCAAGGAGAAGAUUGGAGUUUUUUACAAAUUCUUUAUUUAUGGAUAUGCCCCCAGCAAAGCCCGUUUCUGAAAUGAUACCAUUCUGUGUCUUUACCCCAUACUACAGCGAGACUGUACUAUAUAGCUCCUCAGAGUUGCGGGUUGAGAAUGAGGAUGGGAUAUCUAUUCUCUUUUAUCUUCAAAAGAUAUAUCCUGAUGAAUGGGAAAACUUUUUGGAGCGGAUUGGUAGAGCUGAUUCAACAGGGGAUGCGGAUCUUCAAGAAAGUUCUACUGAUGCUUUGGAGCUUCGGUUUUGGGUAUCGUACCGUGGACAGACUUUAGCAAGGACUGUGCGAGGUAUGAUGUAUUACCGAAGGGCUUUGAUGCUCCAGAGUUUCUUAGAAAGACGAGGCUUGGGAGUGGAUGAUAACUCUCUCACAAAUUCGCCCCGAGGGUUUGAAUUGUCACUCGAAGCACGAGCUCAAGCAGACCUCAAAUUUACAUAUGUCGUUUCAUGCCAAAUUUAUGGACAGCAGAAACAGCGUAAGACUCCAGAAGCUGCUGAUAUUGCGCUUUUGUUGCAAAGGAAUGAAGCUCUUCGAGUUGCCUUCAUACACUCGGAGGAUAGCACAGCGGUUGAAGGGAAAAAGGAAUUCUAUUCUAAGCUAGUUAAAGCUGACAUUCAUGGAAAAGAUCAGGAAAUAUAUUCAAUUAAACUUCCUGGAGAUCCCAAACUUGGAGAAGGAAAGCCCGAGAAUCAAAAUCACGCCAUUAUUUUCACCCGCGGAGAAGCUAUCCAGACCAUCGAUAUGAAUCAGGAUAACUAUCUGGAGGAGGCAAUAAAAAUGAGAAAUCUACUUGAGGAAUUUCAUGGAAAACAUGGAAUUCGUCCUCCUACUAUCCUGGGAGUUAGGGAGCAUGUUUUUACUGGAAGUGUUUCAUCAUUGGCGUGGUUCAUGUCUAAUCAAGAAACCAGUUUUGUGACCUUGGGUCAACGUGUUUUAGCAUAUCCGCUUAAAGUCCGAAUGCACUAUGGGCAUCCAGAUGUGUUUGAUAGAAUAUUUCACAUCACUCGUGGCGGCAUCAGUAAAGCAUCCCGUGUAAUUAAUAUCAGUGAAGAUAUUUAUGCUGGGUUUAAUUCCACUCUCAGGCAGGGAAAUGUCACCCACCACGAGUAUAUCCAGGUUGGAAAAGGAAGAGAUGUCGGACUAAAUCAGAUUGCUCUAUUUGAAGGAAAAGUAGCAGGUGGAAACGGGGAACAAGUUCUUAGUAGGGAUGUUUACAGGCUUGGGCAGCUGUUUGACUUCUUUAGGAUGCUAUCUUACUACUUCACAACAGUUGGAUUCUAUGUUUGCACAAUGAUGACAGUCCUCACAGUGUACGUCUUUCUGUAUGGGAGAGUGUACCUGGCUUUUUCUGGCGCUGACCGUGCAAUCGCACGGGUAGCCAGGCUAUCAGGUAACACUGCAUUGGAUGCAGCUCUGAAUGCACAAUUUUUGGUCCAAAUUGGAGUCUUCACUGCAGUCCCUAUGGUUAUGGGUUUCAUACUUGAACUCGGGUUGCUGAAGGCUAUUUUCAGCUUCAUUACAAUGCAAUUUCAGCUGUGUUCUGUCUUCUUCACAUUUUCACUCGGAACAAGGACUCAUUAUUUUGGCCGUACUAUCCUCCAUGGUGGCGCAAAGUAUCGGGCGACUGGAAGAGGCUUUGUGGUUCGCCAUAUCAAGUUUGCUGAAAACUACAGACUUUAUUCUAGAAGUCAUUUUGUCAAAGCGCUUGAAGUUGCUUUGCUACUGAUAGUUUACAUUGCCUAUGGGUAUACAGAUGGGGGUGCUGUCUCCUUUGUUUUGCUAACUGUCAGCAGUUGGUUCCUUGUUAUAUCCUGGCUGUUUGCUCCCUAUAUUUUCAACCCUUCUGGUUUCGAAUGGCAAAAGACUGUCGAGGACUUUGAGGAUUGGAUCAACUGGCUUAUGUACAAAGGUGGGGUUGGAGUAAAGGGAGACAACAGUUGGGAGUCUUGGUGGGACGAAGAACAGAUGCAUAUCCAAACACUAAGAGGGAGGAUCUUGGAGAGCAUCUUGAGCUUGAGAUUCUUCAUGUUCCAGUAUGGCAUUGUGUAUAAGCUCAAUCUUACAGGGAAAAGCACAUCACUUGCGCUCUAUGGCUACUCAUGGAUUGUAUUGGCUGCAGUUGUGAUGUUAUUCAAGCUAUUCUGGUUUAGCCCGAAAAAGUCGAGCAACAUGCUUCUGGCGUUGCGGUUUCUUCAGGGACUGGUAGCAUUGACCGUUAUCGUUCUCAUUGGCUUGGCCAUUGGCUUAACUCCUCUGUCAGUUCCCGACCUAUUUGCAAGUGUCCUCGCUUUCAUCCCCACCGGAUGGGCAUUCCUAUGUCUGGCUAUUACGUGGAGACGGUUGAUACGGAGCCUAGGCUUGUGGGAGACGGUCCGGGAAUUCGCACGCAUCUAUGACGCUGGAAUGGGAAUGAUAAUAUUUGCACCGGUAGCGUUUCUAUCAUGGUUCCCUUUCAUUUCAAUGUUUCAGUCGCGUCUUCUCUUCAACCAAGCAUUCAGCCGCGGACUCGAGAUCUCUCUUAUCCUCGCCGGAAACAGGGCCAAUGUCGAGACUUGAUCACAAAAACCCUUUACAUCGGGGGUUGGGGUUUUUAUUAUAUAUCACAAUCUGAGAAAAUAGUACGACUUGUUUCAUCUGUUAUGUAAUGUAAUGUAGUGUAAUGUUGUUUUCUUGUUCGUCUAGAAUUUCCUGAUUCUCUCUUUUAUUGGAUUUAUGACACACUGUAAUUGUUAGUCUUGCACUUUGUGAAGCUUCAGUUUACGUGUGUCUCGAGCAAAGCUUCUAAAAUUUCA
Tarenaya hassleriana is the source of this 6112-nucleotide messenger RNA. RefSeq names its product callose synthase 10. Gene Ontology annotation, biological process: (1->3)-beta-D-glucan biosynthetic process. NCBI's taxonomy places the organism in Eukaryota, Viridiplantae, Streptophyta, Magnoliopsida, Brassicales, Cleomaceae. Gene Ontology annotation, molecular function: 1,3-beta-D-glucan synthase activity. Gene Ontology annotation, cellular component: 1,3-beta-D-glucan synthase complex; plasma membrane. Bases 189 to 5876 code for a protein of 1895 amino acids. The record is from RefSeq and is a predicted model, not a curated record. The transcript has 51 exons.